Molecule: messenger RNA, 2807 nt
Organism: Acinonyx jubatus (cheetah)
Lineage: Eukaryota; Metazoa; Chordata; Mammalia; Carnivora; Felidae
Product: GTPase IMAP family member 7-like
Exons: 1
Coding region: 1385-2260 (291 amino acids)
Molecular function (GO): GTP binding
Source: RefSeq, a predicted model, not a curated record
UUUACGUAGUUCAGGAGCAUUGGCAUUACUUUUUUUUCUUUGAACUGUCUAUUCCUAUGUCUUGCUCCAUUUUCUAUCGAGCUGUUGGAAAUUUGUCUCUCUACUUUUAGGUAUUCUUUGUAUAAGAGGAGAAUUAACCCUCUUUGAUAUAGUCUGAGAUUCAUAUUUUAAUUGUGAUGCUCCUUGUCUCCCAUUGUCUUUUAGGUCUUUAUGCAGUCAGAUGUAUGAAUCCUUUUCUUUACAAUCUUUCAACUCUUAGAAAUAGUUGCCCCGCCCCUAGGUUACAAAGGAUUUGUCUGAGUUUCUUCUAGUAUUUAUGUGGAUUGAUUUUUAGUGUUAUGUUUCUAAUGUAUUUAGCAUGUGAAUGGCGUGAAGACGUGGGUGCAGUUUUGUCUUUUUCUGUGUGGUUUUGUAGUUAUCCCAAUGCUGGUUAUUAGUCCAUCUUUCUCCCCAUUGCUCUGAGAGGCUGCCUUAGGGACGAUAAAUGUAACGUAAUACAAUUGCACUGGAUACUCAUGAAUAUAGUAGACCAAUUUGGUCUAACUCUGAAUUGUCUGUUUUUGUUUUCCGUUCUGUCUCUGUUCACACACACGUCCUACUGCCUUAAUUAUAGGGACUAAAAUAUUUUACUAUCUGGUAGAGAUGGCCCUCCCUCAUCGUUCUUCUCUUUGUUGACUCUACAGGCUAAUUUUCUUUCUUCAUUCAUCCAAAUGAAGUUUAUAGUCAACUAUUUUAGCUGCAGAGAAAAGAUGGUGACAAAUUUGUUAAAAUUUAUAUUUCUAUAAAAUCACGUUAAAGAAGUAUCUAUUAAAACAGUGUGGAAUUUGGGGAAAUGUCUGUUCUGCAUCAAAGUAUUUUUCUUCUUAACUCUACUAAAGAGGAUGUAUUGUAGCAAUCCAUUUUCUCAUAUUGAACCACCGUAGUAUUUCUGAAAUAAAUCACAUUUAAUUAUGGGGUAUUACUUUUUAGUGUCUGACAAUUUAUUUGGGAUUUUUGCAAUAGUAUUUGCAAAUGAGACAUGUCUGUAGCUUUAUUUAUUGGUGAAAACUUUGUUAGCCUUUGGGAUCAAUAUCAUACUUGUGGUAUAGAAUGAACAGGAAAGAUUUCCUUCUGUUUUAAGUCAUCAGGAAUAGUUUAAGAAAGGUUUAAGUGAGAUCCCCAUGAAACCAUCUGGACCUGGUACUCUUUUGUAGGGGAACUCUUUAACUACUUUGUUGUUUCUUCCAUGGUGAUUGAAUUCUUUCAUCUUUUCGUCUUUAUGGGACCAACAUGGAUAGUACACUACUGCAGGUUUUCAUGGAGAAACACAAAGGAGAUAAGAGGAAUGUGAUGGUUUCCACUUACCUUCGUUGAUUCUUUUUCUUCUCCUUCCCUUUUUUAAGACAUGGCAGACGCUCAGGACAACACUCUGAGGAUUGUUUUGGUGGGGAAAACUGGAAGUGGGAAGAGCGCAACGGCAAACACCAUCCUGGGGAGUGGAGUCUUUGACUCUAGAGUUGCUCCCCAUGCUGUCACCGCCAAGUGUCAAAAAUCAUCCAAGGAAUGGAAGGGGAAGAAACUUCUUGUUGUUGACACCCCAGGGCUCUUUGACACCAAGAAGACCCUGAAUACCACGUGCAGGGAAAUCAGCCAGUGUGUCCUCUACUCCUGCCCUGGGCCCCACGCCAUCAUCUUGGUCAUCCAGCUGGGCCGCUACACAGAUGAAGAGCAGAAGACCGUGGCAUUGAUCAAGGCUCUCUUUGGGAAGCCAGCCUUGAGGCACAUGAUCAUGUUGUUCACUGGCAAAGAUAACUUGGAGGGUCAGAGCCUGAGUGACUUCUUAGCAGAUGCAGAUGUGAAGCUAAAAAACAUCAUCACAGAGUGUGGGAACCGCUGCUGUGCCUUCAACAACAGAGCCUCAGAGGCUGAGAAGGAAGCUCAAGUGCAGGAGCUGGUGGAGCUGAUAGAGGAGAUGGUGCAGAGCAACGGAGGGGAUUACUUUACUGAUGCCAUUUACGAGGACACAGAGAAGAGGCUGAAGCAACGGGAAGAAGACCUGAAGAAGAUCUAUACCGAUCAAUUAAAUAAUGAAAUUAAACUAGUAGAAAAGGAAUAUGCUGAUAAAUCACAGGAAGAACGGGAGGAAAAAAUAAAAUGGCUAAAGAGGAUUUAUGAUGAACAAUUAAAAAAUAUCAGGGAAGAAGCUGAGAAGGGCAUAUUUGAACAUGUUUUAGAUGGGAUUAGGAGGGUGCUUUCAAAAAUAUGGCAUAUGUUCUGGUAGUAAAGAUCAUUUCAUUUUUUCUUUUGAAUUUACGAUGAUUUGCAAUAGUGGUAGAUUGUAGUUUCCAUAGAUAGCUGUGACAGUAGCUUCUACUUAUUCUUCCUAUAACCUGACCCUGUUACUCCUGCCACUGAGUUGCGGGGCCUGUGUCCUCUACCUUGGAACUGGGCAGAUCUGGGACCGUUUCAAUUAAUAGCAGAUGGUUGAAGCAACACCUUGUGACUCUAAGGUUACAUAUGGGCAAUGCUUCCUUGCCCUGUUGGAGUUCUUGCCCUUGGAACUUGACUGCCAUGUUGUGAGAAAGCCCAGGCUGUUUCUUGAGAGGCCCUCAUGCAGAGGGCCUGAAGUCACUGGCCCACUUCCCAGCUCACCUUUCAUUUGUGACUCACACCAACUUGCCCGCCAUGCAAAUGAGGCAACACAGAAGCCGGCCCUCAGGCUGCCCCGCCAUCUCAGGCGAAGUUGCAGAAAGCAAAGAUGAUCCAUUCCCACUGAGUCCUGACCAAAUUGCUGCUUUAUGAGAACAAAUAAAUGAUGGUUUUGUUUU